Molecule: messenger RNA, 3777 nt
Organism: Drechmeria coniospora
Lineage: Eukaryota; Fungi; Ascomycota; Sordariomycetes; Hypocreales; Ophiocordycipitaceae
Product: IQ calmodulin-binding motif domain protein
Exons: 3
Coding region: 1-3777 (1258 amino acids)
Source: RefSeq, a predicted model, not a curated record
AUGACCACCAGCAGCUGCCUACUAGAGGUACCUACAUACUACCUACCCUCGCGUGAAGCCUUGCUCGCCGGGCGUGCACAUUCUUCCGCAAACAUCACACACGCCAUCGCCGCCCCUUCGGCCCCUCCCCUCCCCUCUCCUCCUCCUCCUCCCCCCCCCUCCCUCCCCUACACCCCGACCCCAGCCCCUGCCAGCGGAAGCGUUGGCGUGCUUGCUGCUGCGCUGUUCGCCGGCCUGGACAUUCGUCGCCGUUCGCUUCAAGAUCCGAAUCCCAGGUAUUUCUUCUUCGACCCAUCGUGUUUGCCGUCCGGCCUCGAGCAGUCGUCGCCCAUGGGACCUACUGGCCCACCUCUCGCCGGGCCCUCGGUGCCUCUGCUCGCACCUUCGACACCACCCACGGCCCAGCCCCGACCGACCUCUCACCCUCAUUCCUUCCGGCCGGUCCGAGACUCGAGGCGAGUGCUGCCAAGCCGACGACGGCCGACUCGCCGACGACGUUUCUGUCGCCGAUUCCGCCUCGCCACCCGCACCCACGCCGGCGGAACCUUUCUCGACCUCGGUGCCGCAGCCGUCCCUCACCCUCUCGGCCAGCGGUCACGCCGUAGCAGCCUGCUUCGCCUCGGCUUCGCACUCCUUCGCGACGCCUCCCCGUCGACUCACCUCCCUCACGACCACCACCACCACCACCACCACCACGCCGACCCGAUGCGCCGUCCCUCGGUCGACCUGUCCGACCCGUCGCGCAACCUCGAGGAGUCGAGGGGCCUGGGCUCCGUCGAGGCCAUGGACGUCGACGGCGAAGUCGGCCUCGCCGUCGACGUCGACCUGACCAUGCCUCCCGCCGACGUCGACGUCUUGGACCGCGAUGCCCGCAUCUACACGCCGCCCCCGCGCGUCGCCGCCCGCUUCUACCGACCCUCCCACGCCCGCCGCAAGGACUCGGCCGCCUCGUCGCGUCGAAACUCCAUCUCGUCGGCCCAUUCCCGGUGCUCCUCGAUCCAGCCCUCGACCGGCCGCGAGAGCGGGCAGAGCAAGUACAUCGCUCAGCACCUGCGUCGAGCCUCCUUCCUCGAGGACCGACGAGCCCGCCUGGCCGACCGCGCCGCCCACGCGGAAAAGGUUCGCCUCCGCGCCGCCAUGGUCAAGGCCACGCCGCGCGGCCACACCGCCUCGGAGGAGCGCGCCCUCGCCGCCCAGCAGGCGAGGGAGCGUAACCUCGCCGAGAUCGUCGCCAGCUGCGCCGAGGAGGUGAGGAAGGCCAAGCAGGUGGCCGAGCUGACCAAGGAAAAGCGCGAGCAGGAGGCGGCCAAGAUGAAGGCCAAGAUGGAGGAGCGCAUGGCCGAGGCCGAGCGGCGGCGGGACGAGCUGCGAAGCCGGAGCGCCACCCCCCGCGGUCGAGGCCAGAGCAUCAUGGCGAGGAAGCAGCUCGAGCUCCUGCCGCCCGUCAAGGAGGCCGACCGGCCCCGGCUGACCGACGACGUCGCCGCCACGCGCCUCCAGGGCUGGUGGCGCGGCCGCCUGCGGAGGACCAUCAUCCGCCAGUUCAACGGCCUCGGCCUGUCCGUCGACGGCAUCCGCGACACGUCCUUUGACGCCGUCGUCGAGCUGCUGGCGCGCGAGAACGUCCUGCUCGUCACGGCCCGUCUGCUCCGCAUCUGCGGCCUUCGCGAGGGUGGCCCGAGGUCCGUCGAGGAGAUGGCCGCCGUCCGCACCUUUCUCGGCGCCUUUCUCAUCCUCGGCCACCCCAACCAGGUCCUCCUCAACAAGCACGAGGCCGCCGCCGCCGACGACGACGACGACGACGACAAAGACGACCACCCCCUGUCGGCCCACCGCAUGCCGGCCGGCGACCUCGCCAACCCGCAAUUGCAGGAUCUCAUCGGCAAGGCCAGGGACCUGCUCAUCACCUUUGAACGCAUACUCGUCCGCCUGUCGUCGUCGAACCGGUACACGACGCCGCCGGCGCUGAGGAGGACGCUGCCCGAGGCCUACGCCGUCUUCUACAACGCCUUCAUCUCGUGGAAGUCGCGCGACUCCAACGCCCUCAUCGAGGUCAUGGUCAUGCAGUUCGUCGAGCUCGACGCCAUCUUCCAGACCGUCAAGGACACGAGCGACGACGCCGCCGCCGGCCUCUACCGCAAGAGCAUCCAGGACAGCCAGCUGAUGCUUAUCGUGCGCAUCAAGAAGCUCGCCGGCGCCGAGCGGGGCAAGAGGAUGCUCUUCCGCGCCGUCUCCGAGGCCCGAAAGGCUCGCGGCGCCAAGAAGCAGACGGGCGACACGAAGCCCCGGGGGGCCGACGCCGCCGCCGCCGCCGCCCCUGGCCAUGCGCCCCCGGCCGGCCUCGCGCCGACGACGACGUCGCAGACCCUCACGCCGCCGGCCACGCCCGUCGGCAAGGGCGAGACCGACGCCGCGCCGGCCCACGUCGAGCUUCACGGCUUGCUCCCCGACAACCGCGUCGUCGUCCACGAGCUCGCCAUCAACCGGGAAUAUCAGAUUCCUCUCGCCGACUACCUCGAGCAGCAGGCCAUCCUCAUCCGGCCCCUGUACGCGCAGAUGCGAGACGUCACUGCCGACGACAAGCCCGAGGCCAACUUUCGCAUCUUCAUCCUCCUCGCCGCCAGCAUCAAGGACAAGCUGCAGCGUCUCCUGACGCCGGGGAACCCCAUGCACACCCUCAUCGGCGAGAUUCUGGACCCUGACAUGGCCGAGCAGCAGUUCACCAUCGGUCACUUUUCCUACGAAAACUUCUUCGCCGCCAUGGCUUCGCUGCUGCCGAAGCUGUGCGCGCCCUUCCGGGACGACGAGGUGCAGGACCUCGUGCGGAACCGGCUCGGCGCCGGCAGCUUGACGGACCGCGUCGAGGCCCUCAACGGCUUCAUCGACGUGAUGCUGUGCGACUACAUCAACUACAUGCUCCGCGUCGCCGCCCCGCGCCUCAUCGAGUCGGCCGCCCAGUACGAGGCGAAGCGCUUCGGCUGGGACGUCACCCACGCCGGCAUGCGUCUGGACGUCGCCGAGGCCGCCUGGAAGGGCGCCGUCGCCAAGGUCACGGCCGAGGUUCAGAAGCGCGACCCCGAGGGUAUCUGCCAUCCCCGGUCGCAGCCGACGGCGGCUCGCUUCUACGCUCAGCUGCUUGUCGACGUCUUCACCCUGCCGACGCCCGUGACGGCGGAUCGCGUGCCCGAGAUGCUGCGCCUCGACCUCGAGCGCAUCAACCAGGUCUCGACCAUGGUCCGGCGCAUCGUCACCGUCGGCGCCGUCCUGCUCCAGUGCAAGAACCUGCUCAAGCGCGACGUGCGCAUGCAGUGGAGGAUGGAGGCGUCGCGCAUCAUGACGGUGCUCGAGACCGACGACCUGCCGCUCGAGGCGACCGUCGAGGGCACCAUGUCGGCUCUCGAGGCCGGCCGCUCGAUGCCGGCCGUGACGAAGAAGCAGCUCCGCGCCCUCGUCGCCAAGGUGCUCGGCGCGAGCGAGGACAUGUCUCGGCAAUCCGCCGAGCCUCGCGAGCCCGUCCUGCGCCUGCUCAUGACGCGCCUCCGAGGCAACAUCCUCGCCCGGCUGGCGCCCGGCUCCGCGAGCGACAAGGUCAAGGCCGCCAACUCGGCCGGCGAAAAGCUGGCCAGCCUGGGUCUGUCCGAGUUCGUCGACAAGGUGCGACACAUUUCGGACCUGCUGGACAGGGUCGGGUCGGCGGAUCGGGCGGCGCACAGCACCUGGUGGGAUGCCGUGGCGACCAAGGUGCGCGAGGAGAACCUCCAGCCGGCCUCAUCUUGA